Molecule: messenger RNA, 1746 nt
Organism: Penicillium cataractarum
Lineage: Eukaryota; Fungi; Ascomycota; Eurotiomycetes; Eurotiales; Aspergillaceae
Product: Zn(II)2Cys6 transcription factor
Exons: 3
Coding region: 1-1746 (581 amino acids)
Biological process (GO): regulation of DNA-templated transcription
Molecular function (GO): DNA-binding transcription factor activity, RNA polymerase II-specific; zinc ion binding
Source: RefSeq, a predicted model, not a curated record
AUGCCGUUCCGACUUUACAAGUACCGAACUGACUGGGAAUUCCUCUGCUUUUUUGGUCGAUAUUCAGGCUGCAGUACCUGCCGCCGUCGCAAAGUAAAAUGCGGCGAAGAGCGCCCCAUUUGCACACGAUGUCUGAACCUAAACCUCAGCUGCGAGUGGGGGGUGCCAGUCAAGCGCGGGCGCAGCACCCAGAUUCGACAUCUUCAACCAGCCCCGACGAGCACACCCGACCAGAUUGCUUGGUCUACGUCUGAGCUAAGUGACGCGGUAGCUCUCACGCCGGAUGGGUUACUCAAUGGCCUCUCCCCGAUUUCCUGGCCAGGCGACUCGCCGAUUGUAGAACAACCCCAGUCGACAUCAUUCUUUCCACCCGUCGCACCGGCCCCAUUCUCGACUCCCCUAUACCCACCAUUGAGCGUCAACGAGAUCGCCUGUGCCAAUUCCCUCACCCUCACCGAACAUGACCAAAAGUACUUUCAAUAUUUCCCCUCUUCCUCGAUCAUCUACUAUUAUAUGAAAGGAUGGAAUUGGAGCAGCUUCUGCUACCUAUAUCAAGGCCCCGCUGCCACCAACAAGGUGAUCAUGCGAAUGUUUCUCGCCAUGGCUGCCAGUGAUAUGCAUCGACAGGGGCUAGUCGUGAGAUCCCCCGGUCGGCCUACCGCGGAAGAUCAUGGGCGUUAUCAUUACAGCCUAGCUGUCAAGGAGUUCCGUCAGCUUCUGGAGACUCCUCGGCGAAGCGUCUCUGUCGAGGAGCUAGAGAUUAUCUUUGCCACCAUGUUUCUCAUGAUCACAUAUGAAUGGCAGUUUGGACAUUCUGUCCGCCACCUCCAGUUACACCUUCAUGGGGUGCGAUCACUUUUGGAGUCGCAUCCGCAGCUCUUUCGGCUCAAAGAUGUCAAUGACGUGUUCCUGUCUCCAGAGGCCGAAAGCCCAUCCUCAGAGGAUGCAGUGAUCUCCAAAGUGUCUUUUAUUCCGGAGCAAUUCUUGCUGUGGACACUAUACAUCGAUGCAAGUUGCCGACCGAUGGGGCUGACCGAGUCACUAUAUGACUAUAUCGUCCAAUCCAAAAAUCCAGCACUUCAUCCAGAUCACUUGCAUCGUUGCGCACGUCUAUGGGGUCGCUGCUUCUGGGGAGAGCAGUACCCAGAUCAAGAGGUUCUGGACGACAUUGAAAACUACAGAGCCUUGGAGCUGUUGCAUGCCGGGUUCUGUUUCCGCCAUCGAACCUGGAAGGUCCUCGUAGACUCUACGGGAGGCACCGACACUACCGACUCCCUUUAUAGUGAAAUCAUCUCUACUCGCGAUAAAUUCUCCGAUCUCUUCAUUACCGCAAAAUUUGCCGGCGCUGUUUCGGCACGACGCACACUCAACACGAUAUACAUGGCCGUGUGCACUUUUUACGCGCAAAUCAUUCUGCAUCGCCGACUCCUCUGCGUUGACAGCCUCCCCGCACCCCUGCACAGGCAAGCCACGGCCGGCAUCGUGGACAUUGCCCGCAAACAGUUUGCAUCCGAUCCCCGACUGCUACGACGCCUGCAUUGGCCUCUGUUGAUGGCUAUCAUCGAGACAGAUGACGCUGGCCACCGUGUAUGGCUCCGGCAACGGUUGUUCGAGCUGCGUGAUACCCACUCAGAGUACAUCUGGGCCAACGAAGUGGCCGAUCAGAUCCUGGCCCAGCAGGACGUGAGUCAGGGCUGCUACGCCAAUCUCGCCGAGCUGCUCCUCCAACGGCUUCAAGUACAAUGA